UGGCAAGAGGAGGACACCCCUCCACUCUGCUAAUAAGCAACGUCUUUGGGAGAGUUCAGAGUCGACACACAACUAACUGUAGGCAGUUAGGCAUGGAGAUUGAGAGGGAAGCUCCGGGUAACGACAAGGCCAGGAGCUGGAGAGCUAAUGUAGCACAGGAAGAUUCUAAGACGAAGCUUGACGGCGGUGAUCAGCUGAUGAAGGAGCCUGCAUGGAAAAGGUUCCUGGCUCAUGUUGGGCCAGGGUUUAUGGUGUCAUUGGCAUACUUGGAUCCUGGCAACUUGGAAACGGAUCUGCAAGCAGGAGCGAAUCACCGAUACGAGCUCCUCUGGGUGAUUCUCAUUGGUCUCAUCUUCGCACUCAUCAUUCAAUCACUAGCAGCUAAUCUUGGAGUGGUAACAGGGAGGCAUCUUGCUGAGAUAUGCAAGAGUGAGUAUCCAAAAUUUGUGAGGAUCUGUCUAUGGAUUCUCGCAGAGGUGGCUGUAAUCGCGGCAGAUAUCCCAGAAGUUAUAGGGACAGCCUUCGCUUUCAACCUCUUAUUCCACAUCCCCGUGUGGGUGGGGGUUCUCAUCACCGGCUCCAGCACUCUCCUGCUUCUGGGCCUACAAAGAUACGGGGUGCGGAAGCUCGAGUUCCUGAUCUCGAUGCUGGUGUUCGUCAUGGCGGCGUGCUUCUUUGGAGAGCUGAGCAUCGUGAAGCCGCCGGCAGUGGAGGUGAUCAAGGGGCUCUUCAUCCCCAGGCUCAAGGGCGACGGCGCCACAGCAGACGCCAUUGCUCUCCUUGGAGCUCUUGUCAUGCCGCACAACCUGUUCCUGCACUCUGCUCUGGUGCUGUCUCGGAAGACGCCGUCGUCGGUGAGAGGGAUCAAGGACGCGUGCCGGUUCUUCCUCUACGAGAGCGGCUUCGCGCUGUUCGUGGCGCUGCUCAUCAACAUCGCCGUCAUCUCCGUCUCCGGCACCGUCUGCUUCUCCGGCAACCUCUCGCCGGAGGACGCCGACAAGUGCAGCGACCUCUCGCUCGACUCCUCCUCCUUUCUCCUCAAGAACGUGCUGGGCAGGUCGAGUUCCAUCGUCUACGGCGUGGCGCUGUUGGCCUCUGGGCAGAGUUCCACCAUAACAGGCACCUAUUCCGGCCAGUACAUCAUGCAGGGUUUUCUGGACAUCAGGAUGAAGAAGUGGCUGAGGAACCUGAUGACACGCUGCAUCGCCAUUGCGCCGAGCCUAGUCGUCUCCAUCAUCGGCGGCUCCAGUGGCGCCGGCCGUCUCAUCAUCAUCGCUUCGAUGAUCCUGUCCUUUGAGCUGCCGUUCGCCCUCAUCCCACUCCUCAAGUUCAGCAGCAGCAGGAGCAAGAUGGGGCCCCACAAGAACUCCAUUUAUAUUAUCGUGUUCUCGUGGUUGCUGGGGCUGAUGAUCAUUGGCAUCAACAUGUACUUCCUGAGCACCAGCUUCGUCGGCUGGCUCAUCCACAACUCCCUCCCCAUCUACGCCAACGUGCUCGUCGGCCUCGUCAUCUUCCCCCUCAUGCUCAUCUACGUCCUCGCCGUCAUCUACCUCACCUUUAGAAAGGACACCGUCGUCACCUUCGUCGCCGACUCCAACCAACUCGACAACGCCGAGAAGGCCAAGGCGGCCGGCGAGGAGGAGGAUGACCAACCCGUGCCGUUCCGGCAGGACCUGGCGGACAUCCCUCUGCCAGAGUAGCCGAGUAGCUACAAACACUGCGAAAGGGCAUGUAACCUGGUGGUUACAAGAGCUUUAGUAGCACUUAGAUCUUUGGCUUCGACUCCUUGUGGGAUCGUGUAUUCUAAGAUUUAAUGGUGUUAUGCUUUUAGCGGUAGAUAACGUUCUUAUCGAUAGCGAGACACCUAUGCUGACUUCUUCAAUCUCGAGGAUUUGCCGGCUCAGUCUUUGAAGAUGCUCAUCACAGAGGUAGGAUUUACGUGUGUGUGAGUUCAUAGGAGUGAGUGUGCAUGCGUUGAGAGUGUUUGAGUUAUACGGUGUAAUUGGAAAAAAAAUAUCUACAAACACUCUUUGUCUUC
Messenger RNA from Sorghum bicolor (sorghum), 2038 nucleotides. RefSeq names its product metal transporter Nramp5. The record is from RefSeq and is a predicted model, not a curated record. Gene Ontology annotation, molecular function: manganese ion transmembrane transporter activity; cadmium ion transmembrane transporter activity. Gene Ontology annotation, biological process: metal ion transport. Gene Ontology annotation, cellular component: membrane. The transcript is spliced from 12 exons. Lineage: Eukaryota; Viridiplantae; Streptophyta; Magnoliopsida; Poales; Poaceae. Bases 93 to 1700 code for a protein of 535 amino acids.